CCGUCCGCACUGCUGCUCGGCGCGCCCUGGCCUCCCUCGGGCCUCCGAGGAGCCGCCGCGACCCCCGGCCCGCGGGGCAGGUAAACAAGCUACAAAUCUUCCCUGAAUGAAAAUAUCAUUCUUAAAAUUGCAUAUACACAAAGGAAAAAAAACCCAAGGGUUUUUUAUUUUGCCUGAAUACAGGAUUUAAGCAGCGUAUUUCCAUUAGACGUUCUGCCACCCUGGGACAGUAAAGAAGCAGAACUUCAGGCUCCUUUCAUUCCCUGUUGGGUAGAAAUGUGAUCUUUCAGCUUCCUGCUCCACCAGCCUGCUGCCAUGUCUCUUUUGCCAUUAUGGGCUCUCUCUCUGGAACCAUAAAACCAAUUAAACUCUUCCUUCUGAUCAAUGCCCAGAGCCAACACACUUUUUAUUUGUAUGGAUUUCUAUCCUUGCUGCUUUCUAGAGUUUGUAGAAUCCUUUAAGCUCUGUGGCCACCACCAUGUUCUGGAAGUUUGAUUUGAAUACUACAUCCCAUGUAGACAAGCUCCUUGACAAGGAACAUGUGACGCUGCAGGAAUUGAUGGAUGAAGAUGACAUCCUGCAAGAGUGUAAGGCUCAGAACCAGAAACUGCUGGACUUCCUGUGUAGACAGCAGUGUAUGGAGGAGCUGGUGAGCCUCAUCACACAGGACCCACCCCUGGACAUGGAAGAGAAGGUCCGCUUCAAAUACCCAAACACAGCCUGUGAGCUUCUGACUUGUGAUGUGCCACAGAUCAGCGACAGACUAGGUGGGGAUGAGAAUUUGCUGAACCUUCUGCAUGACUUCCUGGACCGCGAGCCACCGCUCAACCCACUGCUCGCCAGUUUUUUCAGCAAGACCAUUGGCAAUCUCAUUGCAAGGAAAACUGAACAGGUGAUUAUAUUUUUGAAAAAGAAGGACAAGUUCAUCAGCCUGGUGCUGAAGCACAUGGGCACCUCAGCCCUGAUGGACUUACUACUGCGCCUAGUCAGCUGCGUGGAACCAGUUGGUCUCCGGCAAGAAGUCCUGCAUUGGCUUAAUGAGGAGAAAAUCAUCCAGAGACUUGUGGAAUUGAUCCACCCUCAUCAGGAUGAAGAUAGGCAGUCAAAUGCUUCUCAAGCACUCUGUGACAUCAUCAGGCUGGGCAGAGACCAGGGAAGUCAGCUGCAGGAGGCUGUGGAGCCAGAUCCCCUCCUUACAGCACUGGAGUCGCAGGACUGUGUAGAGCAGCUUCUGAAGAACAUGUUUGAUGGAGAUCAGACAGAGAGCUGCCUGGUCAGUGGAAUGCAGGUGCUGCUGGCCUUACUGGAGCCAAGGCGUGUUGGGGCAGGAAACAUGCUGUGUUCAUCUUUGUCUCCUGAGCCCUGUGAACACAGGACAGAAGGCUUGGUGGACUCCUUUUCUCAGGGACUGGAAAGGUCAUACUCUGUCAGUAGCAGCAUCCUGCAGGGCAUUGAGCCAUGGCUGAAGAAUUUCCACCGGCUCCUGCUCAACCCGCCAAAGAAAAAAGCAAUCCUGACCACAAUUGGCGUGCUAGAGGAGCCCCUGGGGAAUGCUCGUCUUCAAGGUGCACGCCUCAUGGCUGCACUGCUGCACACAAACACGCCCAGCAUCAACCAGGAGCUCUGCCGACUCAACACCAUGGACUUAUUGCUGGACUUGUUUUUUAAAUACACCUGGAAUAACUUUUUGCACUUCCAAGUGGAACUAUGCAUAGCCGCUAUUCUCUCCCAUGCUGCCCGGGAGGAGCAGGCAGAAGCUAGUGGAUCUGAUGGCAAGGUGGAGCCUCUACAGGGGAGUGGAGAUGGGAAUGGGAAGCUGGAGACCCCUCAACCCAUCGCCAGCCUUCCUGAGAACACCAUGGUGACCCACCUGUUCCAGAAGUGCUGCUUGGUACAGAGGAUCCUGGAGGCCUGGGAAGCCAACGACCACACACAGGCAGCAGGUGGUAUGAGGCGUGGGAACAUGGGCCACCUCACACGGAUUGCCAAUGCAGUGGUACAGAAUCUGGAGCACGGCCCUGUGCAGACCCACAUCAGUGAGGUCAUCCGAGGGCUCCCUGCAGAUUGCCGUGGGCGCUGGGAGAGCUUUGUGGAAGAAACACUGAUGGAGACCAACCGCAGGAACACAGUGGACCUGGUGAGCACUCACCACCUUCACUCCUCAAGUGAGGACGAGGACAUUGAGGGUGCUUUCCCUAACGAGCUGUCCCUUCAGCAGGCCUUCUCUGAGUACCAGAUCCAGCAGAUGACAGCCAACUUUGUGGAUCAGUUUGGCUUCAAUGACGAGGAGUUUGCAGACCAGGAUGACAACAUCAAUGCCCCGUUUGACCGGAUCGCAGAGAUCAACUUCAACAUUGAAGCCGAUGAGGAUAGUCCCAGUACAGCUCUAUUUGAAGCCUGCUGCAGCGACCGAAUCCAGCCCUUUGAUGAUGAGGAGGAGGACAUCUGGGAGGAUGAGGAGACACGCUGUACUGCCCGGGUGAUGGCCAGAGCUAGGUUUGGAGCCCCUCAUGUCUCAGAGAAUUACUCAAAGAAUGGCCUGGAGCAUGGAGGCCAGGAUAGGAAGGCUGGCUCAGUGGUAGCUAGGAAUGUGUCUGGAUUGGCCACCCGUUCUGCUUCUGCCCAGAAAGAAGGUCCUCACUCAGAGAAUGAUUCAGAAGGUGCUGCAUGGACAGCGGUGUUUGAUGAGCCAAUAAACCAGAUGUCUGCAGCCCCAGGAGCUGCCAGGGAUGUGGGUUCUAGUGUGUGGACAACCGGCCCCUCAGCUCCAGAGGAGAAAGGCUGGGCCAAAUUCACUGACUUCCAGCCUUUCUGCUGCUCCGAGUCAGGGCCCCGGUGCAGCUCUCCUGUGGACAUGGACUGCAGCCAUGCCGAGGGUGGCCAGAGUGCAGGCCCAGAGAAAGCCUUUGGUCCUACCUCGCCCUGUGCCUGGAACAUGUGUGUCACUAGGAAGGCCCCGCUGGUGGCCUCUGACAGCAGCUCCUCUGGGGGAUCUGACAGCGAGGAUGACGAGAAAGCUGGUACUGUGGAAGCUGUGAGCACAGGUCAUGGAGAGGCCUCCCGUCUCUCCAGGACAGAGGCUGCUGUUGGCAGGGUCGAGUGUGCUGACAGCAUCGUGCCAGCCCCUGCCUGCCCUGCAUCUUCAGAAGUGACCACCACUCCCGCUGUGGCCAGCCCAGCACCAAGCAAGGCAGGCCCUCCCAUAGCAACCACCGCCGUCUCCUCUACAGUGGCUAUUGCAGUCCCCCCAGGGCCCAUCAUGACAAUAACCACAGCAGCCCCAGCUAUAGUUGCCACUCUGGAGACAAUGACAAAGGACAGGAAGACAGAUGCCCCACCAGGAGGAGCUGCCUUAAAUGGUCCUGUGUAAUGCUGCUGCCACCCAGCUAUGGCCCACCCUGGGCAGGCUGCCUCCUUAAUCAAGAAAACUACCUGGUGAUGCAAUUUUUUAAAAUUUAACUUUAAAAUAAAUGCUGCAUUUGGUAAAGCUGGGAGUUGGAACCAGUUGGACAGCCCAGCUUGCGUCUCCUGCCUGAUCAAGUUACUCGGGCCCACUGGACGAUAGGAUGCACCAGGCCACCCUCAAAUCCAGGCCCUGGCAUGGCAAUAAGGUCCUGGACAUGCAGCCUCCACCUACAUGAGUUGGGGGGAGGGGUAGGCAGACACGAUCUUGAGGUGCCAACAAAGCCCCGAUGGGCAGGGUACGGCUCUGCAGGCUGUGGUUUUUUCACCUGUCUUUUGUAACGCAUGCAGGAAAAGCUGUUUUUUUGCACUUUGUCCCCAGCUACAGUACAGGAUCUCCCUUGGCUUGGAGGUAAAGGACUGAGUAGGGGGAGACCUGACUCCCAUAAAUGCAUGGGAGUGAGGUACUAGUUUGGCCACAUGGGGCAAACCCCAGGUCUAGCUACCCAGUGGUCCUGGGAGCUGGUAUUGAAUCUGGCUGCAAAUUUUGACUGCCUUAAAAACAAACAAGAUCCUUUGUGCCUGAUGGAUCUGUCUCUGCACAGGAGGAUGGGCUGGCACACUUGGGUAGGUGAUUAGCGGUGCCUGGCAAGAGCCAACCCCUGGCAUGUAGGAGUGGGCAGAAGCAGAACACUGGGAGGCUCAAACAGGGCAGGCCCAUGUUGUCCAGGAAGGGUCUGGAAGUUUAAGUCCUUUUCUAAUGUUCUGACCACCUGACAAGGCACCCAAUCCCCAAUAAACGUACCAUUCUUACUGAA
Messenger RNA from Nannospalax galili (Upper Galilee mountains blind mole rat), 4220 nucleotides. It is a transcript of the gene Ppp6r2, whose product is annotated as protein phosphatase 6 regulatory subunit 2. The transcript is spliced from 28 exons. Gene Ontology annotation, cellular component: cytosol; nucleus. The coding region runs from base 479 to 3370 and encodes 963 amino acids. Gene Ontology annotation, molecular function: protein phosphatase binding; protein phosphatase regulator activity. Lineage: Eukaryota; Metazoa; Chordata; Mammalia; Rodentia; Spalacidae. The record is from RefSeq and is a predicted model, not a curated record.